Molecule: messenger RNA, 6196 nt
Organism: Daphnia pulicaria
Lineage: Eukaryota; Metazoa; Arthropoda; Branchiopoda; Diplostraca; Daphniidae
Exons: 5
Coding region: 2081-5203 (1040 amino acids)
Molecular function (GO): protein binding
Source: RefSeq, a predicted model, not a curated record
GAGGAGCCUUCCGUCGCCAUCGUCGUCGUUGCCAAUUGUGGAGGAGAUCAUGAGGCCAUUUUAAAAGAGAGAGACUUGACCGACCGCGCCAGUCCCGUCAAAGAAUCUCCCCAAUCUUGUGUGUGUUUGUGUGUGCACAAAGAAGGGAGUUCACCUAGGAGAUUGUGUGUGUACACAAGGAGCAACACGCCAUUCAUGAAAAAAGGCAAACAAGUUUCAGAGUGUUUGCAUUUUGGCGCGCUGUGUGUUUUGAUUUCUAAUCUUAGAUUCCCUUGCCACCUUCGUCCUCCUCCUCCUUCUGCUUGUUGUAAUAACCGGAAAAAAAAAGUUUUUAUUUUUUUCUAUUCUUCCUGGGAAAUGAGAAAACGGUCUCCCCGUUACACAAACGCUGCCCAGGGGCGUUGCUAUAGCCUCGAUCGAGCUGGAAGAAGAACGCACGCGUAGCCUCAACUUGUUGCUGCUGCUGGAGUUCGUGAGUCAGUGUAAGAGAUAGGGAGGAGCGUGAUGACAAUCCCAGGAAUGUCUGUAACCCCCCUCCUCGUUCUCCACUUGCGGCUACGUGGGGCGUUGAUCUACUGACAGAGGAGCGCCACCAACAGUUCAAGCACGAGGGCAACUUGUCUGAUGAUUAUGUUGACAUGUCCCGAAUUUUUUUUUUGUUUUUCAACGACUCUCGGGAAACAGAAAUGAAGGAGCGGAUCUUUUUGCCGGAGAGUAUCGGCAACCAGAGAUCAUCGAGUCCUUUUAGGACGCACUCGCAUAGAGAGAAAAACACGACCAAAAAAAGAGAAAAAAAAAAGCCAACCGAUAAGAAGACGAAGUAAAAAAGUGAACAAACAAAACCAGAAAAGCGGAAGAAUUCGCGCAAGUCUUUGGAAUGUCCUUUCUUGGGGUAGAAAAGAAGAGAGCGGCGGCGGCGGCUUCGUUGUGUGUGUCUCCAAAACACACAUUUCGUCAUCGUUAUGCACCUGACACUGGGACGAUAGCUAAAAAGGCAAUAGCCGUGUAUUUUAUUCGGUGAUAUUUGUUGUUAAGCCCGCAUGGGCUUUUGUACACGGUAGAGACAUUUUGGUGCUACGUGAAAGGCUGCAGGUCUUAAAGGAGAGAAAGACAACGGAGAAAACCACACAGUCGGGUGAAAACACUCCCUCCUACUUCCCCCCCCCCCCCAACCCAAGUCCAGUCCUCCUAGCUCACAUCGGCCAGGCCAAAGAGGAGGAGGGUUUCACCUUCUUUUCGGGAGAGGGGGGCUUUCACACACACACGUUCUUCUUCGCCUUUCUUUUUUUCCUUCUUUUCGUUUCGGAGACCCGUGUGUACCUGUUUUGUGGCGUUGCAAGUGGCAGGUUGGGCCUCACUCAGCAACCGUCCAUCCGAUCGUGCGCACACGCCGGCCGAGAGACCCUCCUCCAUCGUCUUCUUUUGAAAUUAAAAAAAGUCCCGUAUCUUUUUUUACUUCUCUUCGUUAACACUUUCCAUCGGUGCUUUGUUUGUUUGUUUGUUUUGCCUGUCGUGUGAAAUCAACACCUUGUGACGCUCACGUAGAAAGCGGAAGAAAGAAAAGACUCGGGACCAGAAAAAGAAGAAGACGAUCGAGUGAUAUUUGAUCAUUCGUACGACUCCAACACUACCAGCGUCCAAUACCUUGAUGUAUUGGGGUCUGUGUGCAAAGUAGAAGAAACUAUCAAGACAAAGUGUUGGUCAAUCAAGCGUUGUGUAAACGCUGUGCGUGUGGGUGUAGAUGUAAAAAUUCUAUCGAGUUGCAGAGUGUGGCCAAAAAGAUCGACCUUCCAGUCCAGCAGAACGGAAGGAAAUCAUUACCAGGCGACUGAACUGCGGACCAUUUCCCACGUGCGUGUUAUGAGUGUGUUGGCUGAUUGUCUGCUGACGCCAACAAGAGUCCGGCCCCCACCACUCGGCUGCUGCUGCUGCUGCUGCUGCUGCUGCUAUUACGCACACCGCACCGCACUGCAACUUUGAUUUUGUCUGUUACUACUACGCCAGCCCAGCCAGUGGUGUUUUCCGGUGUGGGCCCCCCUCCGGUCGUCUCUUCAUAGUGACGGACGUUCCGGAUAUUGAAAUGCAGCACGUCCAAUGGAUUGGUGGUGGCGGGAUCCGCACCACGGAUUUCGAAGACAUGGAUAUGGACCAACAGCAUCAGCAGUCUCACCAUCACGUCGGAUUUAGUCAAAGGCGGAAUGCUUCGCUGCAGCGCAGCCAGGAUUCGGGAGCCUUGACUGAUUGGUCCGGCGGAAGCCGUGGCAGUCCCACCCGGCAAUCUUUGCACAGCUUGGAAAGAGAUGACCGGCACAAAUACGUCACCGUCUUGACCGUCAACGGCGGACUCGAUUUACAAGACCCUCAAGUUCAGACGACGACGACGACAAAAGACGAUCCUGUCCAUCAUCGUCACUCGGACCUGGACGAUUUCGUCACCGUAUUGUCCGUCGGUGUCCAGCCAAAAAUUCUAGACGACGACAAUGAAGACGAGACGACUGCUGGCCCGUCGUCAAUCGGAGUCGGCAGCGUUUGCCUCAGCCUGUCCGGCUUUGUCGAAGAAGUGGCCUGCGUUACCAGACUACCCGGCCAGAAAUUAGGUUUCGGUCUGAAAUUCGACGGGGGCAACGAAUGCAGUCUGCCCAUUCAACGGCUCUUCAUUCAGAGCUGCGCCGAAGGCAGUCCAGCCUCCAAAGUCCAUUGUUCGUGGGGCCGGCUCGUCGAAGCGGACGAGAUCGUGGAGAUUGACGGAGUCAACAUCCGAAAUACGCUCAAUCGGCUCCAAGUGGUCGAGAUGCUCAAGGACAGCCAGCAGGACGUGCUGUCGUUGAAAAUCCGUCACUACUGGGACGACGGCAAACGGGCCGACAUCAUGGAGCAUCUGAAUAGCUUCUCUCAGCCUGCCGUCCAUCAUCCGCCGGCUGCUGUUAUCGAAGCCAAACCGCCCGUCACCAGGAAAGUCUCGGUCCGUCACCAACAACAACAGGAGCGGGCCGUUGACGUGCCGGAGGAGCUGCUGAUCCAGUCUGUCAUGCGUCUCGGCCAGCGGAAAGAUGGCGGCUGGACUAAAGGUCAUCAUCCGCUAAUUGACGAGCCGCCGCCGGUGCCUCCCAGACGCAAACGCCGCACCAAAUUGAUGCACAAGGCAGGAGGAGGAGGAGGAGGAUCGACAACGGGAUCAAUCAGCAAGACAGUCAUCUGCCGAUCGCUGUCUUCCGACGAGGUGCUCAUCAACGGUAAUCGUGUGGCCGCUUCCGGCGCCGUGACCAUCGUCAGCACUCCCAGCAAACCGCCCCGCAAUAAUCGGCCGCAACAUUCGCGGAGUUUCAACGCCGCCCACCACCACAACCACAAGGACGUCGAUCCUCAUCUGAAAAUGAUGCGCGAGGAAGGCCAAAUGGCUCAAGCCCCGGCGACGUUGCCCAGGACCAAGUUGGGGGAGUUGACUGGCGGCCAACAGCCGGAGCCCAAAGAGCGCCAGCGUCGCUCCAUUUUAACGGUCAACGCCGACGACUGGGGCAUUCCGCAGCCGGCGGAGGUUUACACCAAUUUGAUCGCCGAGGAAGACAAGCGGAUGAUGAUGAUGUCGUCCAUCGAAGCUUCGUCCAACUCGUCGGCCACCGAAUCGGAAAGUGAAUCCAAUUCGAGCGUGUCGACCGUUGUCGACAAUUGGUCCGUCCUCAGCUCAUCGUCCGGCGGCGAUCCGUUCGGCGAUUUCGGCGAGCACGAAGAAUUUCGCGAAUUCUAUCAUCAUCAUCAUCAUCAACCGUCGGCAGAUGUGAAUCUGUCGAGUGGCAAUCAUCAAUUGCCGAUGGUCGGCGAUCAACAGUUGCUGGUGCUGCCGGACGUCGUCACUCCGGAAUCGACGCUGUCCGUCCUGAUUGAGCCGCCCGAAACGUUUUUGGAUCCGGGACCGACGAGCAUCUCUCCGACUUUGUCCAGCGAAGACAACCACCUGCACCUGCUUCACCAGCAGGACGCCUCUUCCGAUUCGGGCGCCUCUUCCGGCGGCAGUGAACUUCACCUGGGCGAAUCAGACGAAGAGUUGCGCGCUUUCCAGCAGAUGGAGAGCGCCCUGGAAAUGGAGAAACUGGAACGCGACCGCCACGCCAUCUCUGGGCCGACGGCGGUGGAAUUCCACAACAACAUCAAGAACAGCAACAGCAACAACAAUCUCCAAGUCAGUGGCGUCAUCGAGCGUUCGGACGAUCGCACUCAACAACAACAACAGCAGCCGGACACGAGCGCCAUCUGUGUUCCAGAUACUCAGUGCCAGCAACAACAACAACAAGAACAACAACCACCAUCAGCAACAGCAGGAGCAGCCGAAGACGAGCCAGCAGUGGAAUGCCAACCGGAGGAGCCAGUCAAGAGGAGCAUCAGGAAAGUGGAGAGCGGACUGCCCGUCAAGAAACCGGCGGAAGGCAAAGUUGAGCAGCCCAGCAAGAAUGGUAAUUCCAAAGGAUCGAGAUCGAAUAUCAAUCGGACUCCGCUUCGAUCGAAAAUUCCGCAAGCCGUGACAACGCCACCAGCGCCAAGUCGCCUGUCGAGCGGGCCGGCAGCUCUGCGAAGCGCCCGGCCGUUGGCCAACAACAAUAAAGCCUCGACAACAACAGCAACAACAACGCCAUCCAACAUUGUAGCGCCAAAAGUGGUGAGCAGCAAGACCAGUGGCAACGUCACAGCGACACCACUCCGCCAACAUAAUAGCCAGGCCAUCAGUAGCCGGAUGUUGUUGGCCAGCCGAACAACGCCCAGUGUUAGCCAUCAGAGACUGGCGUCCGCCACCACCACGGCCACCUCCCCCAGCACUUCGACGAAUCUGCUCAAGAGCGUGAAACCGGGAUUACCGGUAGUGACAGCUCAGCCGCCAGCCACUUGUUCCAUUCAAGGCAGCCGAAUCCCACGGCCUAACAGCAGCAGCAGCAGCCUCAUCUCUUCCGGUGGCCAGCCUCCAAAAAGCAGCCCGUCAGCUGCAUCGGCACGACUUGUCACCCACGCCACCAGCUCAUCGCCGGGGCUCUCGGCUGCUCAUCGUCAUCCAUCGUCUCCUUCGCUAUUAUUACAGGGCAACAACAGGACAACAACAGCAACAACAGCCGGGGUCAAAUCUUCUUCUUCUCUGCACAAGUCGACAAGUCGUCUCCACCUCACGCACAAAGGUGAGUCUUCCCUCAUCAGGUCUGACCUGGUUUCAGCCCACUGAAGAAAAGAAUAGGACGUUCCCAUCCCACAUGGUAGCUCUCGUUCCCCCAUCGCAAACAAACGCAAAGUUGUUGUCGUGUUCCAGUUCGCUCCAUUCCAGCCCCUCCGUUCUUUUCAGAUGAAUUUGUUUGAUGCAACAAUGGAACCAAUCAAACCCAAUCGCCUCUAGAUCCUUCUUCCCAUUUUACCCAUUACGCAUCCAUUAUUUUUCUUUACCUGUAGUACUUGAUUGUACGCGAUCGUGUAAUAACUAAAUGGCUUUUUUUUUAUUAUCUCAAAAACAAGUUUAAAUAAAAAUUACUUAUACUUAUAUAUAAAUAUCCAACUGGUUGGGUUUUUUUUUCGAGUUGAAUAUUCAAUUUUUGAAUUUUAUUUUAUUUUAUUUUCGCGAAUUCCAUUGUCGCUGUGUAUUUGUGCGUGAAUGGACAUUUCAUUAUUCGAUUCUUGUGAUUUUUAUUGUGUGUCACGGACGUCGUCGUCGUUUCGCUUUUGACGUCAUUCUCUCGGUUUUUUCGCAGUCUUUUGUUUUGCCACUUUUUUUUUUUUUUUUUUUUUUUUCAAAUUUUUUCUUUUCUCUAUCGACGAGCCCUGGCCAUUAUGUAAAAAAGGGAUGACAUUCCCGGCCCCAGAAAUUGUCUUGCGUGUUGUUGCCCUCUUUACGGACGACGACGACGUCCUUCACGCUUCCAUCUUCUUCUUCUUCUUCGUUUUGUUCACUUUUUCUUUUCAAGAUUCUUCCAGCUCGGAGAGUCGUUAAACCAUCGCCUGACGGAUUUCCCCCUUCCCAUCUGCUUGGCUUCCAUCUUCUUCCAUUUUAAUGGCAGCGCCUAUUUGACACACAGAGACAAACAGAGCAAUAACACUCUUCUUCUUCUUCUUCUUCUUCUUCUUUUUGGACGUCGUCGUUUUUCUUUUUCUUCUAUUUCCCUUGGCAUUUCUGGCGUCUAAACGUUUCGUUUGUUGGUUUUUUCGAUACACAUUUUAUGUUCAUUCA